Olea europaea var. sylvestris is the source of this 2169-nucleotide messenger RNA. RefSeq names its product probable chlorophyll(ide) b reductase NYC1, chloroplastic. Gene Ontology annotation, biological process: PSII associated light-harvesting complex II catabolic process; chlorophyll catabolic process. NCBI's taxonomy places the organism in Eukaryota, Viridiplantae, Streptophyta, Magnoliopsida, Lamiales, Oleaceae. The record is from RefSeq and is a predicted model, not a curated record. The transcript has 10 exons. The coding region runs from base 144 to 1760 and encodes 538 amino acids. Gene Ontology annotation, molecular function: chlorophyll(ide) b reductase activity.
GCUGCCUGACUUCAUUGCCUAGAUAUUUCUCCAAUCCUCAGGUACUAUUUAACCGAAGAGAAAAAUUUGGAAAAAAAAAAAAAAAUGUAAUCGCCAUAAUCUCUGAAAAAACCCAGGUGUAAUUACUGGCAAUUACCCAUAAUAUGGCUAUGGUGGCGAAGUUACCUUUGCCAUCAAUUGAUUGCCAUCAUGCUGCCGCCCAACCUCCGCCGUCGCCGUCUUCCCGUCAAAUUCUCCGGCAUGGUUUUGGGCUGUGUGACCGAUUAGGUCGUGGGAGAAUUUUUGUUCAACCGUGUAGAUCUUUCAGGUCUGAGGAGGAAAGUGGAAUGGGUGAGAAAGGGAAGAACGGUGAAGAGAAUUUUGGGAAAAUUAAUGAAAGUAAUAUUGUGGAAGCUGAAAGAAGUGUAAAUAAAUUUGUGGGUUCUGUGAGAAAUGCUGUUUGGACAGUUUCAAAGCCAAGUUUAAGGUCACAAGGCGAGUUCAGAGAGGCUUUGGAGAAGCUGGAAGAGAAGUUAUUUUCUCUUUCCAUUCAUGUGGGUAGAUACAUUGUAACGAUGUUAAGCACUGGAGUUAUACUGCUGACUGGGUUUCAAUUAUCAGGUGGAGAUGGUCAAAUGAAUGCAUUGAUAUGGUAUAGUUGGCUUGGAGGGAUCAUCAUUGGGACAAUGAUUGGUUCGAAUAUGGUGUUAGAGGAAGUCAGUCGAUCCGGUCCACGCAAUGUUGUCAUAACUGGAAGUACACGAGGACUUGGGAAAGCUCUUGCUCGUGAAUUUUUACUUUCUGGUGACAGAGUUGUAGUUACUUCACGCAGCCCAGAAUCUGUGGACAUGACUGUCAAAGAAUUAGAAGAAAAUUUAAAGCAAGUCAUAAUCGCCACUGGUGGCUCAUCCAAAACAAAUUUGAGGCAUGCAAAAGUGAGGGGAAUUGCAUGUGAUGUCUCUAAGCCUGAUGAUGUUCAGAAGUUGGCAAGCUUUGCUGUCAAUGAACUUGCCUGGAUUGAUAUUUGGGUCAACAACGCUGGGACGAACAAAGGUUUUAGACCAUUGCUGCAAUUUAAUGAUGAUGAUAUCCAACAGAUUGUGUCUACGAACUUGGUUGGAUCCAUCCUAUGCACUCGUGAAGCAAUGCAGCUUAUGAACACCCAGAACAAGGGUGGCCAUAUAUUCAACAUGGAUGGUGCAGGAUCUGGUGGAUCUAGCACCCCAUUGACAGCUGUCUAUGGCUCAACAAAAUGCGGUCUUAGGCAGCUCCAGUCGUCUCUUCUAAAGGAGUGCCGACGUUCAAAAGUUGGAGUUCAUGCAGCCUCACCGGGCAUGGUCCUGACUGACUUGCUAUUAAGGUAUACCAGUAGCUGUAUAUCUUAUAUGGCUCAUUUGGUAAGUGGUUCUAGUGUACAAAACAAACAGAUGUUUAAUAUCAUCUGCGAGCUCCCAGAGACAGUUGCUAGGACUUUAGUUCCUCGAAUGCGAAUUGUGAAGGGAAGUGGAAAGGCCAUUAACUAUUUGACUCCUCCAAGGAUCAUACUUGCUCUGGUCACAGCGUGGGUGAGACGUGGCCGUUGGUUUGAUGAUCAGGGACGAGCACUUUACGCUGCAGAGGCAGAUAGACUUCGCAACUGGGCAGAAAGUCGAACCCGGUUUUCCUUUACUGAUGCCAUGGAGAUGUACUCUGAAAAUACAUGGGUUUCUGUGUUUUCACUUUCAGUAGUGUGUGCAUUCAUUAUCUUAUCAAGUACAGGUAGCACAUUUCCGGGGACCUGAAUGCGGGAAGCUCACUACAAGCCGAGCAAUUGAAGAAACACAGAAGACCCCUGUAAAUGUAUUGGUGAAAUCACAAGAAGAAGCAAAGAGGUGCACAGUUUUUUUCUCCCUGCAUCCUUAUUGUGAUGCUGAUUCUUGAACAAUUUAAGAUACUUGGCAGGUCUCUUAUUGGCGCGAGCCCUGCAUUCUUUCUUAAUCUGCCUAUAGCUUUUCUCCAAACAGGAUCUUAUGUGUAGCAUCUGUUCAUCAUAAAGAAUAACUGUGUAUUUUUAGGAUGCUUACAAGAAUUAGGUUUCUUGUUAAUUUCAAUUGGAAAGUGUACUACAACACAAAAUUCCACCUUGUUAGUCCUGCAAUUUGUAAAAUUCUAGUAUUUAUUACCUUGCAUCUUAAUUAUCUAAUUGCACCA